AUGAGCUUCAGUAGAAAGUGGGCCGAAUUGUUUCUCGUUGCUUUGGCGCUUUCAGUUGUGGAGCUUAAUGCCAAGUCCAUAAAGGGAACAGGAGGAGAUCGGCAAUUAGUGAGAGAAUGGCUUAGAGAAAAUGAGGGAGGAGAGGUGGAUGAGCCUAUGGAAGAAAAUAUCUCACUUUUACCGCUCAAAUUUGUUCGCAGAUCAGCUCUUGACAGUGACAUCUUCGCCAAUGGCUUGCGAUGGCGUAGAAAGCGUCCGCAUUACUACUACUAA
Rodentolepis nana is the source of this 273-nucleotide messenger RNA. The record is from the annotation of a GenBank genome assembly. NCBI's taxonomy places the organism in Eukaryota, Metazoa, Platyhelminthes, Cestoda, Cyclophyllidea, Hymenolepididae.